Molecule: messenger RNA, 2753 nt
Organism: Helicoverpa zea (corn earworm)
Lineage: Eukaryota; Metazoa; Arthropoda; Insecta; Lepidoptera; Noctuidae
Product: cGMP-dependent 3',5'-cyclic phosphodiesterase-like
Exons: 16
Coding region: 1-2220 (739 amino acids)
Biological process (GO): cGMP catabolic process; positive regulation of gene expression; regulation of mitochondrion organization
Cellular component (GO): mitochondrial inner membrane; mitochondrial outer membrane; perinuclear region of cytoplasm
Molecular function (GO): 3',5'-cGMP-stimulated cyclic-nucleotide phosphodiesterase activity; 3',5'-cyclic-AMP phosphodiesterase activity; protein homodimerization activity
Source: RefSeq, a predicted model, not a curated record
AUGGCUGCACAAAAGAAACCAAGACGAAAAAGUAUUCAACACAGCGAUCCAGGAAAGAUUUUAGAUUUAGUAAUGAGUUUAACCGACGAUACUUGUGCCCAACUACAAGUGCGGCUGAAUACCUACUUACUUGAAGAGUGUGAAGCCGAUCUAGUCUUCCAGGUGAUAGUCCAUCGUGACCGCAAGGAAGCGUACAUAGAAGUAGUUGGCAAUAUUGCUUUACCACGGAAAAUGAAAAUAAACUUAUCUCCUAAACUUAACGAGACACUGAAGUCAAGUCUGGAUCAUUCUGAUCUCUUAUGCAACUUCGAAGAGGAUUUCCAGUCCAUCAUCACACCACAUAUAGCUAAAGACAAUACAAGGAAGCGUGUGAUAAUGUUCUCUGUGGUGGACAACCCGUUUUCAGACAUCUUCUGUGUGAUAGGACCCAGGAUACCGGAGGGCAAUGUCCCAAUCAUCAUUCAUGAAUGCGGAUUAUUUACUUGGCCUACGUUAAAGAAAACGAUAGCUUUCGAAUACGAAUGUACUCUGAAAGUAAAGUGCCAGCAACUUCUGAGAGUUGCUAAACGGCUAUUCACUCAAGUGGCAUCGCUAGAGACUCUUCUACAAAUCGCGAUGGAGCAAGCCAAGCUAUUGACCAAAGCCGAGUACUGCUCUGUUAUGCUCAUAGAUGUUGAGAAAAUGGAACUGUACGACUCCUGCCCACUAUUUCAGGCUAGUGAUGACUCGCAUGAACGUCGUUUCCCCUUAGGAGUUGGGAUAGCCGGAGAAGUGGUUAAGACCGGGUCACUGAUCAACACUCGAUCAGCUAAAGACCACCCGUCUUUUAACCCUAGUAUUGACAGCUUACCAAAUAUCAAUUGCAGAAACCUGCUAUGCUUCCCCAUCCGGGAGCAAUCCGGUAUCAUUGGAGUUGGGCAACUGAUCAACAAGAUCAACGACCCUUACUUCGACGGUAUGGAUGAGGAGAUGGCUCUCGCCUUCAGCAUCUACUGCGGUGUCUGCAUCAUACAUUCGGUGGUCUACCAGAAGAUACAGGAGGCUCAUAUCAGGAAUGCUUUAGCUAAUGAGCUGGUUAUGUAUCAUAUGAAGGUGAGUGAUUCAGAAGUGACUCGCAUGCUGUCCUGCACUGGUUACCACAACCACCCUCACCUCAGCAGCCUGCACUUCAAUCCUCGAGCGCUCCCGCUGCGGGAACUGCCGUGCUAUGUCAUGAAGAUGUUCGCCGACCUUGGAUAUGAUAAGAGGUUCAACAUAAAGCCAAACAAGAUGGCUCGCUUCAUCCUAUACGUGAAGAAAGGGUAUCGUGACGUGCCGUACCACAGCUGGCUGCACUCGUUCAACGUCGGCCAGUGGGCAUACGCUGCGCUGGUCAACUAUAAGCUAGUGGCUCAGGGAUUCUUCAAUGACUUGCAAGCGCUAAUGUUCGUGCUGGCGGGCUUAAUGCACGAUAUUGACCAUCGCGGCACUACCAACAGUUUCCAGAUUAACGGACAGACGAAUCUAGCAGCCCUAUACUCGAGCGAGGGCAGCGUGAUGGAACGCCACCACCUGGCCCAGGCCAUGUGUAUACUCAACACGGAGGGCUGUGACAUCCUCGAGUCGCUCCCUCGAAGGGAUUACGAUAGAGCCAUCAUGAUGUUGAGGGAUAAUAUUCUGGCUACAGACCUGGCUAAUUAUUUUAAGAACUUCAACGAAUACAAGGUGAUAUCAAUGGACUACCAGAAGGGCAACCGGUUGCACUUCUCAGCGCUGCAGUGUCUGCUGAUGAACGCUGCAGACUUGAGUGAUCAGCUUAAGGAUUGGGGAAGUGUGAAGAAGACUGCUACUGCAGUGCUAACGGAGUUCUUCAAGCAAGGCGAGUUGGAGAAGAUGCGAGGUGACAACCCUCCCCUCAUCAUGGACCGUGACAAGUGCUUCAUUCCUGACCUGGAGAUACAGUUCCUGCAGAGCGUCUGCUUACCACUUUAUGAUCUGUUGGGUAGGAUAAUACCGAAAGCUGCGCCUUGUACGAAAAUCAUAGAGAACCAUAUUGAACGGUGGGAUGCAUCGAAACCUGUGUUUGCAGAGGUGCCAAUUACAGCAGGCCUGUCGGUUCUCCUAAGUCCUGAGCUAGACAACCUCAUUGAACUCAACCUUAAAGAGAAAGAAAGAAAAGAAAAAGAGCGAAUGGAAAACCCGGGCGACUCGCAAACGUCAGUGGCCGACAAUGACAAGUGAAUAUUACCCGCCUUUUUAUUAUAUUUUGUCUAUGGGUCGGAUUUUCAAUUAUCGAAUAACAUUUGUCUAUGGCAUUGCAAAAAUUAAAUAGUUACUUUUAUUUAUUUAUUACAAUUAUUAGUUAUUCUAAUCUAAUUUUUGUUUGAUAUAAAAAUCACAGAGAUGUUAAUUUUGAGCUGAACUUGAGUUAUUCGACAAUUGGAAAUUCGGCCAUAUGUUAUUUGGUCUCUUUGAUAAAAUAAUUUUAUGGAGUUUAUAAUACAUCAAAAUUGCAUGAGUAUGUACCUAUGUCAAUUCAUCAAAAUUAUAAUUAUGUACUUUAAUAAUUACAGUGAGUUUGUAUGUAUUGGGAUGAAUACAAGAAUGGUUUUGAUUAACUUUUUGAAAAAUGUUUUAUUUAAGAUAUUCUUUCGACACUUAUAAAUAAUUUAGAUAAAUGUCUUGUGUUUGUCUGUCUGUCUAGUCUUUGUUAGUAAUGUUUAGAAAGUUGUAAUGUUUACAAAAUUGUUAAUUGCUAUUUGUCUAUAAUAAAA